Messenger RNA from Tarenaya hassleriana, 1653 nucleotides. RefSeq names its product vacuolar cation/proton exchanger 3-like. Gene Ontology annotation, biological process: calcium ion transmembrane transport; intracellular calcium ion homeostasis. Bases 60 to 1445 code for a protein of 461 amino acids. The record is from RefSeq and is a predicted model, not a curated record. The transcript has 11 exons. Gene Ontology annotation, cellular component: plant-type vacuole membrane. Gene Ontology annotation, molecular function: calcium:proton antiporter activity. NCBI's taxonomy places the organism in Eukaryota, Viridiplantae, Streptophyta, Magnoliopsida, Brassicales, Cleomaceae.
AACCACUGAGUGAAACCCAGGAAAAAGAUUACUUUUGAAACUUGGAUCCGACAGGGAAAAUGGGGAGUGUGAUUGCGGAGGAGAACGGAGGGGGGAGCAUGAUGAUGAAGGGUUCGAGCAGAGAGCUUAGACAUGGGAGAACGGCUCAUAACAUGUCUUCUUCUUCGCUGAGGAAGAAAUCCGAUCUCAGAAUCAUCCAGAAGGUUCCGUGCAAAUGUCUUAAAGAUUUCCUCGCCAAUCUGCAGGAAGUCAUCCUCGGAACUAAACUCUCUGUCCUGUUUCCCGCCAUCCCUCUCGCCAUUAUCGCCACCUCCUUCGGCUUCUCCCGCCCAUGGAUAUUUGUAUUUAGCUUGCUGGGACUGACACCUCUGGCCGAGCGCGUCAGCUUUCUGACAGAGCAAAUUGCUUUCUACACCGGUCCCACAUUGGGAGGUUUGCUGAACGCGACGUGUGGAAACGCGACGGAGCUGAUAAUAGCGGUGUUUGCGUUAGCGAAUAGGAAGAUCGAUGUGGUGAAAUACUCAUUGCUCGGUUCCAUUCUCUCCAACCUCUUGCUCGUUCUCGGCACUUCCCUCUUAUGCGGCGGCAUUGCCAACCUCCGUAGAGAGCAACGGUUCGACCGGAGACAAUCAGAUGUGAACACCUUGUUGCUGCUGAUGGGGCUGCUCUGUCACUUGCUGCCAUUGUUGUUCACAUACGUCGGAGGAGGAGACUCUUCUUCUUCCUCUACGAUUUCCGACGCCACUCUCAGUCUCUCCCGGGCAAGCAGUAUCGUCAUGUUGAUCGCUUACGUCAUUUACAUCGUCUUCCAGCUCUGGACUCAUCGUCAGUUGUUCGAGUCCCAAGAGGACGAUGAGUACGAUGAUGAUGUUACCGAUGAUGAAACUCCCGUGAUCGGAUUCUGGAGCGGAUUCGCUUGGUUGGCCGGGAUGACUGUUGUCAUAGCUUUGCUAUCAGAGUAUGUCGUGGCCACGAUCGAGGAUGCUUCGGACUCUUGGGGAUUAUCAGUCAGUUUCAUAAGCAUAAUAUUGCUUCCCAUUGUCGGAAACGCGGCCGAGCACGCGGGAGCCAUCAUUUUUGCCUUCAAGAACAAACUCGACAUAUCUCUUGGCGUCGCGUUAGGUUCCUCGACUCAAAUCUCCUUGUUCGUGGUCCCAUUGUGCAUUGUGGUGGCGUGGAUUCUUGGAAUCGACAUGGAUCUCAACUUCAACAUCCUGGAGACAGGUUCUCUUGCCUUGGCGAUUAUUGUCACAGCUUUCACCUUACAGGACGGAACUUCUCAUUACAUGAAGGGGCUUGUACUCUUGCUCUGCUAUCUCAUCAUCGCCGCCUGCUUCUUCGUCGACAGAAUCCCUCUACAACAACCGAAGGCGAGCGGCUUGGGACUUCAACCGUUGACCAUCGUCGGCAGCGGGGGAGAAGUCUUCUCAACUUCUUCUGUCUGAAAAUCCCAACGGAUUCAGUGAGGACCUGAUGAUGAAGGCAAGGCUCAUCUCCCUCUGCCUUUGGAGGGCCCUUCUGAUCUCUCUCUCUCUAGAGUUUUGUUCUGUCUCUUUGUUUUUGCUUUUCUUUUCUUUUUUUAAUAUGUGCCAAAUUUAUUUUUGAUUGCAACCUUAAUAAGAUCAUAUCAAUGGUUCUUUUGUUUUUCGUUUU